Messenger RNA from Trypanosoma theileri, 2298 nucleotides. RefSeq lists its product as uncharacterized. The record is from RefSeq and is a predicted model, not a curated record. The transcript has a single exon. The annotation marks the transcript as partial. Lineage: Eukaryota; Euglenozoa; Kinetoplastea; Trypanosomatida; Trypanosomatidae.
AUGACCGAUGUGAAUAGUCUUUCUGCACUACACGAGUACACUUCAGCCUUCAUUGCGGCGAUGCCUCCGGUGCUUCCGAGUCAGACGAUGACGCCAUCUUCCUUGUUUAAAACUGUGCGAAUGGUAUCCUCGUCUACAGAUGCUGUUGGAUCCUAUUUGCCUGCCAACAGGGAUUCGGCAGUCCGCGGGUCGUGGUCGGUGGUGAAGCCGCGAGCGGACCACUGUGGUGGUGUCUGUUGGGGGCGGGAGGUGGAGGCGGCGGUGCUGCGCCGUGAGAUGUCGCUUCGCCGCCAGUUGGACCGCCAGCGCCACGCGGAGGAGCAGCGGCGGCGGCAGGAGAACGCGGAGUUGUUGGCGCGGCACGCAGAGGAGCAGCGGCGGCGGGACUGCGAGUGGGACGGCCGCUUGCAGAAAGUGCUGCGGGAACACAUGAAGGAGACACUCGGACUGCGGGAGGAGAUUGAACGCGAACAGGAGCUCGUCGCACGGAGUGAGGCACAGCUUACAGAGACGCGGACACAACUCACUCAACUUCAUACACAGUUGGAGGAGAUGUUGCGGCAAAAAAGGGAGAGUGAGGCUCUUGCACGUGAAGCAGACACUGCAUCACUUACAGAGAUGCACCAAAAGUCUUUGGAACGACUACAACGCGUUUUUGAAGAAGACAAACUUCAGGCAAAACAGUGGUUUACAGAAGAGCUCCAACGUGUUCAGAGUAAUUAUGAGAGAUUGCGAACAGAUGCUGAAGAUUCCCACCGCCAACAGCUUCGACGUAUGGAGGCGGAUAUGACGGAGUUACAGCGGCGUCUUCGUGACAGUGAAGCGGAGGUGCAGCAGUACAAGGCUAAAGCAGCCGCCGCAGCAGCAGUUAAACCAGCGUUAACAUCUGCAGAUGAGGCACGAACACGGGAGGAGAUUCGCACCUUACGUACACAGUUGAGUGACGCUCUAGAUGCAAAACUUCGUGCAGACCGGCGUGCAACAGAAGCAGAACGGGAGACAAAUGAGCGGUUUAAAGCACUGGAAGUACUUCAGAUGGAGUUUGAUGCCGUUGUGGCACAACAUGAUAAGGAACAGCGUUCAUUACGGGAGGCUAACCAAGAUUUAACAGAUGAACUUACACGUACACGCACCGCUCAUGCCGAGGAGAUAGAGAAUCUACGAAAGAAUGUACGCACCAACGAGAGCGUAACUUCUCGUGAAACGGCAAAAGAGUUCGAAGCAACGUUUCGCCGCAUGAAUGAACGUUAUGAUGACAUGCGACGGACACUAGAGGAAGAGAAAACACAACUGAUGAGACGUCUGAAAGAAGUAGAACAACAGUAUGAUGAUGCAAAAAGGCGACUGCAGUUGCAAAUAGAGCAAGUAGAGGAGAUGCGGUCUGAGGGGAUACGUCAACAGCACCAAAACACAGAAAAAGAUCGUCUCAUCACAGAGUUGCGUUUAAGCAUAGAAGAGUUAAAGCGGACAGGUGGCGCAGUUGCUGACCUUACAGCGCGUAACCGCGAAUUACAGCAAGAAAUUGAACAGCGUCGUCGACAGCAUGAGUCAGCUGUGCAGGCGAUGGACAACAACGUACAGGAGCUGCGCCGUGAGCGGGAUGCGGCUCAGGGGAAAGUUGCUGCUCUUGUAGAGGAAUUAUCUACGGCACAACGGUCUUAUAGCGAGAAGGAGACACGAAGUAAACAACUUCUAGAUGAGGCGGAGUUACGGGAGCGCCAAUUGCGUCGUGAAGCCGAGGAGGCAAAACAGAACAUAGAAUCAUUGAAAGAGCACUGCAGUCAGUUGCAAGCCACUGCAGCAGCAGCAGCGGUGUCGGCACCAAAGACACAAAAUUUGCUUUAUGAAAAAGAUAAUGAACUGGCACGUUUGCGCAAUACUAUUGAUGCAGUGAAGCAUGAUAGGGAUGUACUGGAGCAAAGACUACGCGAAGAGAGCGUAGUUAUCACUAAAAAGGAACAAGAAUUGUAUGAAAGGCAGGUAAUAUCAGAACGCUUAAAUAUGGAAGUUAUAUCACUACGUGAACAGCUUCAAAUGGCUACAAAGUAUGCACAAUCAGUUGGGAAUCGACCUUCUAUGCAAGAAGCACAGCAUUCUCUCUUAGUAACCAAACCAACGGGAGGAUUGCCUUCUGAUGAACAACAUGCACCGAGAGAUACCAUUACGAAUACACCAGCAGCACCAGUACAGCCAUCAACUGGUUCGGCGCCAGCGGUGCCAGUUCCUAUGCCAACACAGAUGAGAAGCUCUACUCCUUCUGUGCCUAGCGUAUCACCAACAGCAGCAGUACAGCCAUCA